Chroicocephalus ridibundus (black-headed gull) is the source of this 2653-nucleotide messenger RNA. RefSeq names its product putative P2Y purinoceptor 10. Gene Ontology annotation, cellular component: plasma membrane. Gene Ontology annotation, molecular function: G protein-coupled receptor activity. Lineage: Eukaryota; Metazoa; Chordata; Aves; Charadriiformes; Laridae. The transcript is spliced from 2 exons. The coding region runs from base 433 to 1548 and encodes 371 amino acids. Gene Ontology annotation, biological process: phospholipase C-activating G protein-coupled receptor signaling pathway; positive regulation of Rho protein signal transduction. The record is from RefSeq and is a predicted model, not a curated record.
CAGAAGCAGCUCGACCGAAGGACACUGUCACCUAACUCAACUUCUGUGCAAAGAGGAGGAAAGAAAUCCGCGUCCGAGCUCUCUAUCGCCCGGCCGUUGGAUCAAACGACGUCAUCGCCUUCCCAGUUGUCUUAACAUCGUUAGCUGUACACGUUUUGUGUGGUGAAGAGAAAUAAAAUACAGGAUUUCCUGUUCUGCAGCCACUGUACUGGGUUGCAGAUGCCGGCAGGAUUCCAGCGCUCCGAAAACAUGUGGAAGUUUAACGAGGAGUCGCUGGGGCUGGGAUCGCUGCGAAAAUCGGUAGGAAAUAAAAGCAGAAAGCUCGCUCCUCCUGCUGCCUAGCAUGGAUGUCACCCCGGCGAAGGAUGGGAGUCACAGGAAGAAACCCUCCACCCACCUCAAUCACCCCAUGAGCGAAGAGACUCAGCCGAGAUGGAGAGCAACGUGUCCUCCAGCAACUGUACCGAUCCCCAGAUGUCCUUCCAGUCUACCCUGUACGCAACAACCUACACCCUCAUAUUCAUCCCCGGCCUCCUGGCAAACAGCGCUGCCCUGUGGGUCUUGUGCCGCUACAUCAGCAAGAAGAGCAAAGCCGUCAUCUUCAUGAUCAACUUGGCCGUGGCCGACCUGGCUCAUGUCCUCUCGCUGCCCUUACGGAUGUAUUACUACAUAAACCACUCCUGGCCAUUUGGAAAUUUCCUUUGCCAGGUGUGCUUCUACCUGAAGUAUCUCAACAUGUACGCCAGCAUUUGCUUCCUCACCUGCAUCAGCAUCCAGCGGUACCUCUUCCUCCUCCACCCCUUCAAAGCCAAGGACUGGAAGCGGCGGUACGACGCGGCCAUCAGCGCUGCCGUCUGGCUCGUCGUCGGGGCAGCGUGCUUGCCCCUGCUCAUAGUGAGGAGCCCAGCCUUGUCCAAGAGCACAAACACAUGCUUCUCAGACCUGGGGGUGAAAAAGCUGAGCCCGGGAUCCUCCAUUGCGAUGGUGACGGUGGCCGAGCUGUUUGGAUUUGUCAUCCCCUUCGGCAUCAUCGCCUGCUGCACGUGGAAGAUGUGGCAGUCCCUGCGGGAGUGUCCAAGCCAGCUGCAAAACACCAGCGAGAAGCAGAAGGCUUUGCGCAUGGUCUUGAUGUGCGCGGCAGUCUUCUUCAUCUGCUUCACCCCCUACCACAUCAACUUCCCUUUCUUCAUGAUGGUGAUAGAGAACAUCAUCCAGGACUGUGCCGUUCACAGGAGCACGCUCCGCUUCCACCCCAUCUCCCUCUGCCUGGCGAGCCUCAACUGCUGCCUGGAUCCGGUCCUCUACUACUUCAUGACCUCCGAGUUCCAGGACCAGCUGCUGCGCCACAGCUGUGCCGCCCUGCGGGCUCGGUUCAUGCGCCGUGGGAGCACCCCCUCCAUCACCGAAACUGGCCACGACAUUCACAUGAAGAAGAGAAAUCUUCCCCGCUUUAAGUUUUGGUCUCUUCCUAAGUUCUUUGGCCGCAUAAACAGCAUGGAAAUCCCCCCGAUGCCACCCGACGAGCUUCUGCUGGAGUCCAUCUCUUGAAACAUAAGCGUUUCUGUCUGUGUAGGUGCUUCUCAUAGCUUGAGUGAAGAUUGCGUUAGGUCUCCAAAUACGUCUUGAAUUACCCUUGUGUGCAACAGAUGCCAGGAUCUGACCUAGAAGGACAUUUUAAUGAAAAAAAAAAAGGGUUGCUGGUUGUGUUGUCACUGUUGGGGACUGUUUGCCUUGCCAUGACGGAGAACGUUGUAUUGUUAAAAUACCCAAAACGGCCAUCGCUGAUGCCGGCUCUUCUCCUGUGCUGAACUGCAGCCAGGUUCGGGUCCCUCUCAUUUCUAUUGUUUCAGUGCUUCUACAUACUUGUCAUUUUUGAAAAGCCUUCGGAAUCCUGUGCUGCAAGCAGGCAGGUCAGCCUCGGCACAGCUCGGGGAGGUAGCACGGCGGGACUUUCAGCCCCAACUGCAGCUACCGGCACCCCAUGAUGACUUACAGCAUCCACCGUGCCCGCGUGAGGCUCUAGAUCAGGCCUGUCAAUUAUCUCCACGUAAACUGAACCUCUUUCCAUUGCAAAAAAUAAAAAAAAAAGAAAAAUCAAUCAUCUGGACCUAAUCUAGCCUAUUCUGGACUGCAAGAAUAACUUUACCAACCUAUAUCAAGCAAAGAGUAUUAACCUAUAUCCACACCAGUGUUAAAGGGAGUUUUCAAACAAAUUGGGGUCAGAUCACGCUGUCGAAAAAGGCACGCGGAGCUGAGCAGGGGAGCGCGCCUGGCUCCCGGGAGCUACGGGAUGCUCAGCUGAGUAUGGGGGGCUGAAUAUUUGGAAAACUGGAUAUGCCACGAGCGAAGAGGACGAAGGAUGAAGGACACAUCCCAGGGCACGUUUGCUCACAGAGAGCCGGGGCGAGCCGCAGAAGGGAGGACGAGCAGCUGGCAUCGCUGUGUCUUGUGUUGUUAUUAGGAGUAUUGUGUUAUUUGGCGUUCUGCUAAAGCCUGUGGUCGUAGAUUAAGAUGUUACCCAAGCCUCUCAGUUUUGCUUUAAAAACCGGAAAAGGUCCCAGCCCUCUCUGGGUACUGAGAAAAGUUUACAAAACUGGCCCGAGUGCAUCCUUAAGGCUUCAAACUCGGGAGGAAAUAAAAUGAUCUCAACACA